This is a messenger RNA of Penicillium hordei, 1404 nucleotides long. RefSeq lists its product as uncharacterized. The record is from RefSeq and is a predicted model, not a curated record. Gene Ontology annotation, biological process: amino acid transmembrane transport. The transcript is spliced from 5 exons. Gene Ontology annotation, molecular function: amino acid transmembrane transporter activity. The coding region runs from base 1 to 1404 and encodes 467 amino acids. Lineage: Eukaryota; Fungi; Ascomycota; Eurotiomycetes; Eurotiales; Aspergillaceae. Gene Ontology annotation, cellular component: vacuolar membrane.
AUGAUGGAUGCGAAAAAAGAAAAGGACCUUGAAGGUCUUGCGCCGUCUGAGAGCAAUCAUGUCUACCCUAGUGCUAUUCACAACCACGACGAUGUCUUUGGAGAGAUCACCGAAUCCGGUCCAAACUACCGAAAUGUAGGAUGGGCAGGAACAGUGAUCCUCAUGAUGAAGAGUCAGAUUGGCCUCGGUGUCCUUUCCAUCCCAGCUGCGUUUGAUACAUUAGGCCUGGUUCCAGGUGUCAUCUGCCUGCUCAUUGUUGCCAUCAUUACAACAUGGUCCGACUACAUGGUCGGCGUGUUCAAGCUCAACCAUCGUUCAGUCUAUGGUAUCGACGAUGCAGGUUUCUUGAUGUUCGGUGCCAUCGGUCGUGAGGUUUUCGGCUUUGUAUUCUGCCUAUAUUGGAUCUUUGUCGCUGGUUCAGGAAUGCUCGGUCUUUCAAUUGCCUUCAAUGCCGUCUCGACUCAUGCCACAUGCACAGCCGUCUAUGUUGCUGUUGCAGCCAUCGCAGGAAUCGGCUUCGGCAGUAUUCGCACUCUCGGAAAAAUCAGUUGGCUCGCCUGGGUUGGACUGAUUUGCAUUCUGCUCGCAAUUUUCAUUGUCACUAUCGCUGUCGGCGUGCAGGACCGUCCAGCCUUAGCCCCGCAAGAGGGAGCCUGGGUAUCUGACUACAAGAUCAUCGCCAAUCCCUCAUUUAGUGAGGCCAUCAGUGCCGUGGCCUCGAUUGUUUUCGCCUACGCCGGUACACCGGCUUUCUUCUCUAUCGUAUCCGAGAUGCGCGACCCCAAGUACUAUACUCGCUCGUUGAUAAUCUGCCAAAGCGGCGUGACGGCUGUCUACAUUAUCAUUGGUGUUGUUGUCUACUACUUCUGCGGUUCUUAUGUUGCCUCGCCUGCCCUUGGUUCCGCCGGUGCCACUAUGAAGAAGAUCAGCUAUGGCUUUGCCAUUCCCGGCCUUCUGGUCAGUGUCAUGCUGUUUGUUCAUCUUCCCGCGAAAUUCAUCUUCGUCCGCGCCCUCAGAGGCUCCCAGCACCUCACCUCCAACAGCAUGGUCCACUGGUCCUCCUGGAUCGGCUGCACCGCAGGAGUCGGUCUUAUUUCCUAUAUCAUUGCAAGCGCCAUUCCAGUCUUCGACAGUCUCGUCUCGCUUAUUGGUGCUUUACUCGGCACAUUCAUGUGUUUCCAACCCAUGGGCUGCAUGUGGCUGUACGAUAACUGGAGCAAGGGCAAGGUUGACCGAUCCCCGAGGUGGACGGCCAUGGUUUGCUGGAGUGUCUUCGUUGUUGUUAUUGGUACUUUCAUGAUGGUCGCUGGUACAUACGGCUCCAUCGUCAGCAUUAUCGCAAGCUACAAUGCGACCGGUGGUUCGGCUGCUUGGUCCUGCGCGGACAACUCAAAUUCUUCAUAG